Molecule: messenger RNA, 2181 nt
Organism: Metarhizium acridum CQMa 102
Lineage: Eukaryota; Fungi; Ascomycota; Sordariomycetes; Hypocreales; Clavicipitaceae
Biological process (GO): regulation of GTPase activity; signal transduction
Cellular component (GO): cytoplasm
Source: RefSeq, a predicted model, not a curated record
AUGGGACGCCGGCCCACGCCGCAGCCACUGCCUCUGGGCAGCACAAAGGCCAGCACGAGCGCAAACUCUAUCCGAAGCACACACAAUCGCGGCCACCGUCUUGGGGCAACUGGCGCAACCGCAGCAGCAGCCACCGGCUUCGGUUUGGGGGCAACGGCGCAAGCGACGAGGACUGGCACUGCCGCAUGCAUCGAGUCGACUGCUGAAACGGCCGUGCAAACCGCCAACGUAUCGCCCGUCCACCCAAGGCCACCCGCCUCGCCGCAGCCUUCGCUGCCACCGUCACUGCAGUCACAGCCGUCACAGCACUCCCUCCAGUCGGAGCUUUCUCAGUCACAAUCUCACUCUCGUUCCCAACCUUCUGUAUCCUUGACCAGUCGCUUUGCUGCCGCCAAACGACCGCAGACUUCUCAGGCUUCGCAGACUGGGAGGGGGCAUAUGCAGACUUCGGGCCACGAGACGAACCAGCCUCGUCGUCCACCCCAACUUCAGCUUCAGCACGAACAGUCACCUCCAUACCACGACCAGAUCUCGGGAUCGGCUUCCCCAGCCUUCCGUCAGGUCUCCUCCGACGCAGAGAAGCGGCCGUCGACCAAGAGUGGCUUUUUCCACUUCAAUAAGUCCUCCAAGAGUUCGAACCAACUCCCGCAAAACUCGCAGUUCUCUGAUUCGCAGGAAUACUUGGCUGCCAGAGGACCCGAAGAGCCACGUGCGCCAAAGUCUGAAAAUUUUCCAUAUACACAAGAAUACCUGCAGAAGCCUCCGCUACCAUCCCGAUCUGAGCUAUCACUGUCGUCCGCUGGAGACUGCGACGGCACAUCUGCCCAUUCGCCAGGCGGCAAGAGGAGUAAGACGAAGUCAUUUGGGUUGUUGAGCAGAACCAAAUCCCACAAGGACAAAGAUCGGAACAAUCCAAAGACCGCCCCAGUCCUUGUUCCUGCUGCUACAGGUCGAAACGAGCAUUGCGACAACGCUAUGCCUCUCCGGACCGCCCCCAUGGCACAAGACCGAGCAUUCAGAGAUAUGAUGAAUUCGAGUGCACGAAACCGAUCAGAGGACAGGGCCGCUCGCCAUGACUCGUCGCGAGACAAGGAGAAAGGUGCUCUUCCAUCAUCCCUCAAAGAGAAUGGUUCCGGAUUCUUUAGUGGGCUGCGGAGUUCUUCCACGAGGGCUGCUGACAUAAUUAGUAAAGGGCUCUUUGGCAAGAGCUCAAGAAGUGGAAGCACGACGGAACGGGAACACGCUGUAGACGAUGAACACUAUGUCCUCAAAGUUCUCAACCUCCCCCUAGUGGAACAGACUCGGAUAACGCGCAUUGCUAAGCGGCUAGAGACUUCGAAAGAUAAGACGGAGUUUUGGAUGCCGGCUUUCCCUUGGCGAGCCAUUGAUUAUUUAAAUCACAAGGGUAGCGAUGUCGAAGGUUUAUAUCGAGUUCCUGGAAGUGGCGCGCAAAUCAAGAAGUGGCAGAGAAAGUUUGACGAACGACAUGACGUUAAUUUGUUCAAGGACGAUGAGCUCUACGAUAUCAACAUCAUUGGCUCUAUGCUCAAAGCAUGGCUACGUGAACUUCCAGACGAAUUGUUCCCCAAAGCGGCGCAGGACCGGAUCGCUCGCGAGUGCGCGGGGGCAACCCAAGUGCCACAGUUACUCAUUGAAGAAUUGUCCAACUUGUCACCCUUUAACUAUUACCUCCUCUUUGCCAUCACCUGUCACCUGAGUCUUCUCUUAUCUCGUUCCGAUAAGAACAAGAUGGACUUCAGGAAUCUGUGCAUCUGUUUCCAACCAUGCAUGAAGAUUGAUGCCUUUUGCUUCAAGUUUCUGGUCUGUGAUUGGAGAAAAUGCUGGAUAGGUUGCAAGAAUGAAGCAAAGUACAUCGAAGAAGAAUACAGACUUUUCGACCAACCUCCGCCUAGAGGCAUAACCAUACCCAAUGGCCCUUCACAUACAGACGAACCCAACGAUCGUCAGCUGUCGUCAACUGAUAGUAACAAACCUUCCGACUUUGACAACAGCAAUAGGGCUCUUCAACGUCAAUUCUCUGGCUCCAAUGCGAGUAUUGGAUCCAGAACCUCAACAAUCUCAACCAAUGUUACCACUAAUAGUGAGCGUGAACCGCAAGAAACGACAAGGCAGCUUCGCCCGUUAUCACCCAUCAAACCACUGUCUCCUAUCGGCUUUUAG